AUUGCUAAACAGCUGGUCUUGUAUUUCAUAAGCAUUAAUAAACAAUUGAUAAGCUCUUGUUAAGUUUUCCAGUUAGAACAAUGCUGCGAAAUCUUAAGCUUCCCUUAGAUACUCAACGUGCUAUCAUUGUGCGUGCAGCAUCGACGCGCACGGAAAAACUUGAAGAGAUUCGUGAACGACUAUCAAAGGGGCCAAAUUUUCAAGAUUUUGUACAAAAUCCGGAGAAUGUUAAAGAUGAAUGGGAAGAUUACGAUGGCAAGUUGCGUCGUGCUAAGGGAGAAACCGAACAAUUGCGUCUUCCACCUUGGCUAAAGACUACAAUACCUAUGGGCAAGAAUUAUGCUAAGAUAAAGUCGCAGCUACGAGAUCUUAAACUGUCGACUGUGUGCGAGGAGGCAAGAUGUCCCAAUAUCGGCGAGUGCUGGGGUGGUGGCGAGCAUGGCACUCAAACAGCAACAAUUAUGCUCAUGGGAGACACUUGUACUCGCGGCUGUCGUUUUUGCUCAGUUAAAACAGCGCGUGCUCCACCACCGCUUGAUGUUAAUGAACCUGUUAAUACCGCAAAGGCAAUUUCGUCCUGGGGCUUAGAUUAUAUAGUGUUGACGUCUGUGGAUCGCGAUGAUUUACCAGAUGGUGGCUCCAAGCACAUUGCAGAGACCGUCCGUGAGAUAAAGGCACGUAACUCAAACAUAUUUGUCGAGUGUUUAGUGCCAGAUUUUCGUGGGAACUUAGAGUGUGUUAAAACUAUUGCUAAUAGUGGUCUCGAUGUUUAUGCGCACAAUAUUGAAACUGUAGAAAAGCUAACACCAUAUGUGAGGGAUCGCCGUGCUCACUAUAGGCAAACACUAACGGUGUUGGAGGAGGCGAAGCGUGUUAAUCCUAAUCUCAUCACAAAGAGCUCCAUAAUGUUGGGAUUAGGUGAAACUGAUGAAGAAGUUGAACAAACCAUGUUGGACCUUAGAAAAGCUGGUGUAGAGUGCCUUACUCUUGGCCAGUAUAUGCAGCCCACUAAGAAGCAUCUUAAAGUUAUUGAGUAUGUGACACCCGAGAAGUUUAAGCACUGGGAGAAUCGGGGUAAUGAGCUUGGUUUUCUGUAUACUGCUAGUGGGCCACUAGUUCGAAGCUCCUACAAAGCUGGAGAAUUUUUCAUUACGAGUAUCUUAGCAAAUCGUAAGAAGUAAAAUACCUAAUCUUAGAUAAUAAAUUGUUUGUUAUAUGUGUAAAAUUUGCUGUUAAUUCUCAUAGCUAGUGCGUGAGCAAAAAAAAAAAUUCAAAAAUAAUACG
Molecule: messenger RNA, 1284 nt
Organism: Drosophila busckii
Lineage: Eukaryota; Metazoa; Arthropoda; Insecta; Diptera; Drosophilidae
Gene: Las
Product: lipoyl synthase, mitochondrial
Exons: 5
Coding region: 81-1181 (366 amino acids)
Biological process (GO): lipoate biosynthetic process
Cellular component (GO): mitochondrion
Molecular function (GO): 4 iron, 4 sulfur cluster binding; lipoate synthase activity
Source: RefSeq, a predicted model, not a curated record